Cucurbita pepo subsp. pepo (vegetable marrow) is the source of this 518-nucleotide messenger RNA. Lineage: Eukaryota; Viridiplantae; Streptophyta; Magnoliopsida; Cucurbitales; Cucurbitaceae. The record is from RefSeq and is a predicted model, not a curated record.
UGCAGUUUACCGCGAGUGCCUAAGCAGCUACAAGGAGACGGAUAAUAAAAAGGAAAUCUCCAACGAUCCCAGAAUUCAGAAAUCAGAUCAUCAAAUUCCGCUUUCUUUCUUUCUUUCUUUCUUUCUCACGCUCUCCAUCUCUAUCUGUGAUUCGAUCAGUUCGAUCGUUGCAGUGUCUGGAGAUGCGGUUCUUGAGGAAGAUUGCAGGAUUUCUAGGGUUUUCCAAGGAUGAUGCUCACGACGUCAAGCACGAAGACGAAGAAGUUGAGUCCGGUAAUCAGGCUCCCAAACGUGUCCAUAUGCAGGAAACUGGUCCUCGGAGGGGUUUCAGCGUCCCUGUCCAGGUCGCUGUCAAUGUUCCUCAACCCGGCCCUAUUCUUGUUCCUUCUAGUUCAGGCGAUGGUGGAGUUCAGGGUUUGACGUGGUAUGCCAAACGUCUUCGGGUUGAUGAAGAUGGAGAUGUAGCUGAACAGUUCCUCGACGAGGUCUUACCUGAGAUGCCNAGUUUGCUCUCGUAG